CACCGGCAAACAAGCGCGCGGCACAAUUGAGACGCUGCGCGAGCACGCUGCUACCCGCAUUUAUUAGAAUCCCGCCCUGCGCAACCCGCAGUUGCCUCAUAAUCAACCUCACGCGGCCUUGCGCCCCCCGCAAGCCCCGCGCCAGACCCACAGCCCCAGCGGUCACAGUCGCUGCGCGACCGCCAGACUGCCAUGGCCGCCCAGCUCUUCAGUGAACUAGAACAGACCUUCGCCCGCAAGGACGACGCCGCCGUCGAGGACGUCGUCACUCGGAUCAAAGUGGCUCUGCUCGACGUCGACCCCUCUCCGCAGUCCGCUUUACUAGGCCAAAGGUCUCUGGAGUACGCCGUGCUAGCGGCGGCGCGGCGGUCGGACAAAGCGGCCUUCCAGAGGCACGUCGCGCAAUUGAAAGCUUCUUACUCCGACCCGGCAUUGGCAUCGCAAUCCCAAAAACGCAGAACCAUUCUAGGCUUGCACUUAUUGUUCUUAGUGACGGAACAUAGACUAGCCGAGUUCCACUCGGAGCUCGAGUUGCUCAGCAAGGACGAUCUGGAGUGCGCGGAGGUUCAGUUUUCGGCUCAGCUCGAGCGAGCUUUAGUUGUCGGAACUUAUGAAAGAGUACUAGCAGCGAGAAACUCGACGCCGAACAACGAGGCCUACGGGCCCUUCAUGGAGCUCUUGGUGGACACCGUGAGACAAACUAUUGCUGAUUGCGCGAGUGCUGCUUAUGAAUCUCUAGACGUGGGCUCCUUCCGGCAGAUGCUCAUGCUGGCGUCUGAUAGCGAAUUGCAAGAGUUUGCUGCGUCGAGUCAUCCGGAGUGGGUCCUGGACAGCGGAAGAGUCGUCUUCGCCGCUCCAGUGACCGCGAAAAGUGAGCGCGUGCCGGCGACGCGGCUGAUCAAGGAGAACCUCGCCUACGCGACGGAGCUGGAGCGCAUCGUGUAGGAGCCUAACUUUACGUUAUUUCU
Molecule: messenger RNA, 968 nt
Organism: Pelagomonas calceolata
Lineage: Eukaryota; Pelagophyceae; Pelagomonadales; Pelagomonadaceae
Source: the annotation of a GenBank genome assembly